AUGACGGUCGGGAGGGGGCCGAAUGGGCCACUGCUGCCGAUCGCGGCCAAGUCUAAUUUCCGUGUCUUUAGCAUGCUUUUGCUGUCCGUGCUUCUGGGCGUGGCAACGGCGGGCGCGGAGGAUUCGGAGGUGUACCUGCGCAGUCUGACGAUCCACAAGACGCACGAGAAGGGCUGGAACGGCCGCAAGCCGGAGGUGUACGUGGCGUGCGACGACGACGGCAGGGACGACAUCGACCUGCACGAGGUCAAGCACACGGAGACGCCCUACAAAUGGGGGCCCGUGGACAAGGCCAUCACGCACCUGGGCACGGGCCAGUGCCGGAGGUGCCGGCUGCGGGAGCGGGACACGUUUGACCCCGACGACACCUUUGGGGAGCUCCGGCUCUGCUUCGCGAACUUCUCGCGCCCGGAGGGGAUCUACGAGGCCGCCGUGGCGGGGGAGUUCGACGCCAAGUUCCAGUGCCUGGGCUGCGUGGCGCCCGAUGAACCCACGGUGUCCGCGUCCACGUUCGCAUCAGCGGGCGGGGCAAACUCCAGCUCCGCUGCGAGCGAGAGCAGCCAGAGCAGCCAUUCGCAUUCCCACCGCGAGAUUGGAGUCCAGGUGAGCUCGAACGACUCUGCAACCAGCUCAUCCUCUUCGGCGUCCGCACCAGGGAUUGAACUCUCAGCCACUGCGACCACAGCUUCGGCUGGGGGGCCGUCGACGGAAUUGGCCGGCGCGGCGCCGGCCCACUCUGCCCGGCACCACGAGGCCAAGGUUGGCAGCGCGAUCGCGGCGGGGUUGCUGUGCGUGAUGGUGGGCGUGGUGGCGGGCAUCGUGGCCUACCGGCUGCACCAGGCGCAGAAGCACCGGCGGGAGGAGGAGAGGAUGAGGGAGCUGGACGCGAUCCUGGGGGACCCCACGGUGGACUUCGAGCAGAUGGCGGCGCAGGACGGGAAGGCAUUGGGCUGGAACUUCAGCCGGCUGUGGAGGACCGGGCAGCAGAUGUGGACCAGGGUGCCUGAGAAGGCGGAGAUGUCGCCUUGA
Messenger RNA from Ostreobium quekettii, 1029 nucleotides. The record is from the annotation of a GenBank genome assembly. Lineage: Eukaryota; Viridiplantae; Chlorophyta; Ulvophyceae; Bryopsidales; Ostreobiaceae.